CAUCGUUGCCGCGUAUAAUCCCAAGUAUACCUCAGCUCCCAUCGACGAGAUCCACACCAAGCAGCUCGAGCAGCCUACGACCAUGACUUCUCUCCCACACGAAGAAGAGCAGAGCUCUAAGGAUUCGGAAAGCUCUAAGGGUUUGGAAAAUUAUGCGCAUACUACUUCGGAAUUGCGGGAGAUGAAAGUACCUCUGGAAGGUGAUUUUACGCUUGAUAGCGAGAAAGACCCAUGCGGUUCCAGAGACCACAUUUCCGACCCGGUUUAUAUUAAGUCUACAGAGGAUGCAAAGCAAUGUGACCACAGACUGCUGGGCCAACAGCAAGAACUUUUCUUUUGCCACCCACUCAGCCCUGGGAGUUGGUUCUUCCUCCCACUUGGCACUCGUGUAUUUAACAAGUUGAUGGCAUUCAUCAAAAAUGAAUACUGGAACAGGGGUUACACUGAGGUCAUUUCACCAAAUAUGUUCAACAUGAAACUCUGGGAAACAUCCGGAGAUGUUGCAAACGCCAAGAAUAAUAUGUUUAUCCUUGAUGUUGAUAAACAAGAGUUUGGGCUCAAAUCUAUGAACUGCCCUGGUCACUGCUUGAUCUUCCAGCACAGAGUUCGCUCCUACAGAGAAUUACCCAUCAGACUGGCUGACUUUGGAAUAUUACAUAGAAAUGAGCCAAGUGAUGCUCUAACUGGGUUGACCUGUCUUCGAAGAUUCCAACAGGAUGAUGCACACAUAUUCUGUACAAAGGAUCAGGUUAGAGAAGAAGUUAAAUGUGUACUGGAAUUCGUUGACUCUGUUUACUCAAAAUUUGGGUUGACAUAUGAGCUAAGGCUUUCAACGAGGCCAGAGAAGUACCUUGGAGAUUUGGAAACAUGGGUUAGAGUUGAAGAGGAUCUUAAAAAGGCACUAGAAGAAUUUGGAAAGCCAUUCCUUUUGAACAAAGGAGACGGGGAGUUUUGUGGCCCAAAGAUUGACAUUACAAUUUUUGAUGCAAUGAAAAAAAAUAUCCAGUGUGGUACUUUACAGCUUGAUUUCCAACUACCUGAUAGCUUCAAACUGGAGUAUUCAUCUUCAACUGAAGAUGAAGUGAAGAGGGAGAGACCUGUGAUGAUACAUAGAGCGGUGUUGGGAUCUGUUGAGCAUAUGAUUGCCAUAUUGUUAGAGCAUUACGAAGGAAAAUGGCCUUUCUGGCUCAGUCCGCGGCAGGCCAUAGUUUGCUCUUCGUCAAAGAAGCAUCAUUCCUACGCCGAAAAGGUGAGAGAUCAAAUUCACGAAGCUGGGUACUAUGUUGAUGUUGACGUCAGUGACAGAGAUAUCAGAGAAAAGGUGCGAGAAGCUCAGGUUGCACAGUACAACUUUGUACUAGUUGUGGGUGAUGAAGAAGCUACAACUGGACAGGUGACUGUUCAGCUGAGAGAGGAAGACGGUUCCUACUUCCCAGUGAUGAGCAUCGAAACUCUGCUAGAUGUCUUCAAGCUCAAGAGUGCCAACUACCUCUGAGAUCGGUGGGUGGGUUAUAAUAUAUAUUUUUUGAUGUAUAGAGGGUUGUUCAAAAAUCACAAACACUGCAAUGAAAGCUUUUCGUACUUUAACUUAAGAUCCCAUUUGUACGGCUAAUCACAAUUCACAAGGGAAUAAGAAAAAGGUGUUCUUGA
This is a messenger RNA of Capsella rubella, 1650 nucleotides long. RefSeq names its product threonine--tRNA ligase, mitochondrial 1. The record is from RefSeq and is a predicted model, not a curated record. Gene Ontology annotation, molecular function: ATP binding; threonine-tRNA ligase activity. The transcript is spliced from 15 exons. NCBI's taxonomy places the organism in Eukaryota, Viridiplantae, Streptophyta, Magnoliopsida, Brassicales, Brassicaceae. The coding region runs from base 83 to 1495 and encodes 470 amino acids. Gene Ontology annotation, biological process: threonyl-tRNA aminoacylation. Gene Ontology annotation, cellular component: mitochondrion; chloroplast; cytoplasm.